AUGCCAACUAGAUUAACUAAAACCAGAAAACACAGAGGUCACGUCUCAGUUACAACGAACCAAAGAUUACUAACAACCUUUAAAAUAUAUAUAUAUUUUUUAAACUUUGAUACAGCCGGUAAUGGUAGAAUCGGUAAACACAGAAAGCACCCUGGUGGUAGAGGUAUGGCUGGUGGUCAACAUCAUCACAGAAUUAACUUGGAUAAAUACCAUCCAGGUUACUUCGGUAAGGUUGGUAUGAGAUACUUCCACAAACAAAAGAACCAUUUCUGGAGACCAGUUUUGAACUUGGACAAGUUAUGGACUUUGAUUCCAGAAGAAAAAAGAGAUGAAUACAUUAAGUCUGCUUCCAAGACUAAUGCUCCAGUUAUUGACACUUUAGCUGCCGGUUACGGUAAAGUUUUGGGUAAAGGUAGAAUUCCAAAUGUUCCAGUUAUUGUCAAGGCCAGAUUUGUUUCCAAAUUGGCUGAAGAAAAAAUCAAGGCUGCUGGUGGUGUUGUUGAAUUGAUUGCUUAA
Molecule: messenger RNA, 516 nt
Organism: Saccharomycodes ludwigii
Lineage: Eukaryota; Fungi; Ascomycota; Saccharomycetes; Saccharomycodales; Saccharomycodaceae
Gene: RPL28
Product: 60S ribosomal uL15 domain-containing protein
Exons: 2
Coding region: 1-516 (171 amino acids)
Biological process (GO): translation
Cellular component (GO): ribosome; cytosolic large ribosomal subunit
Molecular function (GO): structural constituent of ribosome
Source: RefSeq, a predicted model, not a curated record